Molecule: messenger RNA, 6285 nt
Organism: Sitodiplosis mosellana (orange wheat blossom midge)
Lineage: Eukaryota; Metazoa; Arthropoda; Insecta; Diptera; Cecidomyiidae
Exons: 2
Coding region: 2742-5324 (860 amino acids)
Biological process (GO): adenylate cyclase-activating adrenergic receptor signaling pathway
Cellular component (GO): membrane
Molecular function (GO): dopamine neurotransmitter receptor activity, coupled via Gi/Go; G protein-coupled receptor activity
Source: RefSeq, a predicted model, not a curated record
UGGUGCAUGUGUGUGAUUCUGUUUGUUGCUAUUUAAUUUUGUUUUAUGUUGUGUUUUUCUCUCUUGACUCACAAAGCCUCGAAUUAGUUUCGCUUUAAAGUUGAUAGCGCACGGUCGCACAACGAAUUUUUUUAUUUAUUUUUUUGCAUUUCGUACAACAAAAUCUAGGCAAUACGAAUCGCGCCCGACAAGCGAAGUGAUCGUAUCGCAGUAUAAAAAUCGUACCAGACCAAGAAAAAUAAAUCAAAUAAAACAAAACUUUUUCUCCCGCCGUUUCCUUGUUCAUGAAAGAAAAGAGAACCGUUUGAUUCGAUCGAGACAAUAAUUCAUAUCAGUAAUAAACAAUUUUUGUUGUUGUAAUCGUCGAAAAAAAAAACUCAAAACAGAACAAGGCGACUCUACUAUAAACACAAUAUCUGUGAAAGUGAUAGUUUGAUACAGCAAAGAUCAUCAUUACACAGGAAACAAGUGACGAAAAAAAAGAAGAAAAACAUACAGAGUGUAUUAGGAUCAGUCCGUGCGUGUACGGAAAGUUUCACUAGAAAUCACAAUCCUUUCAAUGAUUCAGUAGUUUAAGUGACCGAAACCGGGAUAAAUUGACUCCUAGGAAAAGCAAAUUUCUACAGAAAUUGGAUCAACCGAAAACUGUUUGACCCACUUCACACUGAAAAAAAAAGACGGAACGAACUGUGAUUCUUAUAUUUAAAACGCCUGAAAAACAAUCCACAGCAUAAAAAGCAGCGAAUAAAAACGAAAGACGAAACACAAACAGAUAGAAUUAAACGCAAAAUCUGGAGCACAACCAAUAUAAGUAUAAAUUAAUUGAAAAUCAACGAGAACGAGAUGAAAGCGUGAAAGUGACUCUCAUAAGAAGUUGCAUUGAAAGAAAAUCGCGAACGUAAAUAAUUAACGAUUUUAUCAAGACAAAGGAAAAAAAAGCAGCAACGCCAACAACAAGUGAUAACUUUUCGUUUCAAAAAACGACAAGACAAAGGAAAAUUGAGACAUUUUUCAAAACCGAAGACAUUCGCGGCUUAAAAAACAAAAACAAUAUCACCGUUCAUUCGAAGAUCAAGGAGUCAUUUCCAUUUAACGAGGACGGUGUUAUUGACCAAUUGCACCACAUUCUUACGUCAAUUGAAUCCAUUCAGUAUCAAUUGUGUCAUAUUGUUGCUGUGGUUGAUUUUGUCAAGAAGAAGAAAAAAACGAAUAAAACAGACAGAGAAAGAGAAUGCCUACAUCGAACGCCCACUGUGACGACAGACAAUUUUUUGUUUGAUGCAAUCGAGAAGUGAGGACAAGAUUAAAAGUUUUACAAUAUAUAUAUUUAACAUUUAUCUGAUCUAGUUACUAGUUUGGUGACAUUCAAAGACCCGCGAAAAUAUCACCUACAAAUUGUGUCUACGAAUAGAUAUAAAGAAAGAAACAAUCGCUGGAUAUCCAUAGUUAGCUUUUUAUUCGGGGUGUAUAUAUAUAUAUAUAUAUAUAUAUAUAUUUGGAUGUGUGCAUAAAUUAAUAUUUAACGUGAAGCGAGAAAUAAAUACUGACAUAGAGAGAGGCCGACCGAAAAAUUGAAACACAAAUUGGUGUUAUAAAUGAAAUUGAAUGCCGUGCGAAACGGAAAAGUAAAUUUAUGAUAUAUUUACGAGCGACCAAAAGUUUUUCACGCAUAAAAAAUUCACAAGUUUACGAAAAAAGAAGCGAAGAGUCGUCGUAUCGAGUAAGUGAGUCAGAGCAUCACCGAAGAUUCAGCGAACACCACAUCGACAUAGACAUUGUGACGACACGUAACAAUUUCUUUUUUCGCCAACUCCAACCAUCGCUGCGGACAUAGAACCGUUCACACAAAUUUGCAAAUAAAAGACUUUGUCGGAUCCGACGACAACUCGUAAAUUGUUUGAGUCAAAUCAAGUGUGGAAAAUUUCCUCCAUUCACUCCGGCCGAAAACCCCGAAAAACAACGGUUAAUCAACCAAUAAAUUAUUGUCAGCAACUGAAGCAGUAUUAUCAAACGUAAUUAAGUGCAUUCUAAGUGCCUAAUCAUUUAUACCGUGUUCUUUUAAACAAAGUAAAGAGAAAAAAAAAUAGAACACGACAUAAAAAAGCGACACACAUUAGAAUAUUCUAACAAGCGACGCCGGUGGGAACAACAACGCCAGUCAGACAAGUCCGAAGUUUAAUUUGAAAACGAAACAACCGAAAGAAGUGAGCGAGUGAGAGAAGAAACCGCAGAAGUAGAAAAAACGCCACACUUGUCCACAAUUUUAAUAAUAAGUUGUGGGCAUAUUCCAAGAAAACGUGCCUCUCCGGUGGAUUUAGUUUCAUUGUCGUUGGCAAAUACUCAAUUUCAAACAACAGAAUUUCACUGUCGCCACACGAUCACCGUUUUUUUUUGUUCCUUCUGGUUUUGUGUGUGAUAUCGGUCGUUCAUGUGGAAAAAAGUUUGUACACACGUGAAUUUCCCAGCAAAACAUCGAAGAAGUCAUUACUUGAUGAGUGUUUCAAGUGUGAACACCUAUGACCAAAGAGAAAUCCAAUCAAAAUCAACGCAACGAAGAAAUCAUCGAUGCAGGACAACGAAAUCCGUUUCAAUCAACGAAAUUAAAGAGAAAUUAAGCGACGACUGACGAUUUCGAAAUCAAUCAACGCCCAAGACAUAAAAAUUAAAAACAAUAACAGUUUAAAGAGAAGUUUAAAAAAAAAAACAACAAAAUAGUGGAGUGACUAAUAACGAUAGAAACCAUGGCAUUAGAUUAUAUAAUCGGAGGUUUACAAUUGUUAGCAGCUGCUGUGAAUGUGCUGGCUUUGGGUGCAUUUUGGAUUUCACCCGGUUUACGAGCCACAGCCAAUCGAUUUGUCAUUAAUUUAUUGGUUGCAAAUAUUAUUGCGUGUUUGGCAUUGACUCCAGCUUUAUGGCUGCAUGGCGGCUUGAAAACCCGUUUUCAUAUGGACAACACGGUUGAAGCAACGGCCGAACGCAUUUUUGAUUUUCAAACCGAAUUUCGGAAAUCAUUCAAUGACCGAUUGAUUCAUCAUUCGUUGGAAUCGACAACAGUUAAUCCAACAUUGCAACACAAUCAUCGCAGCCAUCAUCACAGCUAUGGCGGUCGAGUCGAACGUGACGUCGAACAACCAGAAUAUAUUGACACCGAUCAAUUUGCGAUGAACAAUCGCAUUGGUGGUAGUAAUGUUCAAAAGUCAAUCGAAUCGCUGGUCAUUGAACGCGAUGAACGUGGAAAUAUCCGGAAAUUUAGCGAAAAACAAGUGGUUGACAUUCAUGGCGAUGAGAAAGACGAAAUUGAGAUCGUUGACGAGAUUGUAGAACCGAUCGCAGCGGUGGUGAGCGAACGAGGACUCGAAGUCGAACCAAUUGUCACCAUAAAACAAACCAGUUCAUCGGCCCAUCAAACACACACCGUAUUCACUGAAAAUUCAUUAAUAUUCGACUGUACACGAUUCUGGGGAUUCGAUUUUGCCGCAACCGUAGGUGUCCUGUCGGUUGUGUUGGUUGUCGGUGAUACAUGGUGUGCCGUGACAGACCCAUUACGAUACCAUACACGAAUUUCGUAUCUCAAAUCAUGGCUGUUGAUCGCUUCCGUGUGGGUGGUUAGCAUUGUAAUUACCAUGAUAUCAGCACUGCGUUCGAAAUGGUGUCACAUCGACCUGAAUCUGGUCAAUGAAUCGUUUACCAACGCAGAGAAAACCGAUGAUGCUGCAUCAACUUUUACAACAACGGCCACAUUUGCUGGAUCCAGUGAAACGAUGCUCGUGGCAAAUAUCUAUGCGCUAGUAUUCUCGUGCGUUUUUUUCACAUUGAUUGUACUGGUGCCAAUAACAGUGGUAUGCAUUAUGUACUAUAACAUUUUCUCGGAAGCCCGGCAAAGUGGAUUGCGUAUGCGACGAAAUGGUUCGUCGCCGUUGCUGCAAAGCUCCUUGCAGAAUCUGCACAAUUCUAGCAUGAAUGCGGUUGCACUCAACGAAAAUCAACGAUACCCGUCGAUAUUUGAUGUGUCUGCGCCCGAUGCACUCACCAUGAAAAUCGAUUUGCAGCAGUAUGCCAUUGAAGAUGGCAAAAUGGGUGAUUACAAUAAAAAAGUAGCACCGAUUGCCACUCAUCAAUAUCGUCGCUAUUUAGACAUUCCCGAGGAUGUUGAGAGCCAGCAGCAACAACAACAACAACAAACCGAGUGUAAACGACAGCGCACAAAGUCCGAGGCAACUCGUCUGAGUGGUCUGAAGCCAAAACUAUCGCAAAUUCGUCGUCAUUUCAGUGCACGACAUUUGGUGUCAUUGGAAAAAACGUGCGAUGUGCCGACAUUUCUUGGGAAAAACCACAACUUGGGUCGCAUGAUUGCCGGUGAAAUGCGUCAAGUGCACUCAUCGCCAAACCUUCAGAAAUUAUCAAAUUUGGAUUUGUUGCACAAAGUGCCAUACUGUGUGAAUAAUCGAAGCACAACCAGUAUUAAUCAGGCAUCACAACAGACAUCGGCUUCACCGCGAGCCUUGAGCUACAUGGUAUCAAUUCGUCAUCGCCUAUCGAAUGCAUCAUCGAUUUUCAAAUAUCGUGAAGAAUCGCGUGCAGCUCGCAUCGGUAUCGUGGUUGUGGCAAUGCUUAUGCUCUCCUAUUUACCCUAUGGAUUAUUGAUUUUGCUCCAAGGCCGUCUUACAUUCAUUUCAAAUGCAUCCGUGUGCAGCAUUUUGUUCCUGCUCAUCGGAAAUAUCAGCACGCCAUUUAUAUUUGCCUAUCGCAAUCGACGUGUACGUCGUGGUGUGUGCCGUCUCUUCGGCGUUGACCCAAAAUCCAACAGCUAUCUUCAGAAGCAACGCAUGCAAUUGAGGAAUGGCCAGAACAACAAUACAAAUGCUAAUAAACAUGUACGCAUUCAUCGUAAUUUGUCCGCAUCAAAUUUCUCAUUGAAUAUGUUACCGUAUAAAUUGGCCGCACAUUCAAUGCUACCCAUUCAAAAUGAGCAAUUGCCGGGCUGUGUACAGUCAAGACAUGGCAGUGUUUUGGUGCCAAUUGAUGACGUUGAAACGGAAUCGAAUGAAGUUGUUUCACGUGAAAUUUCACAAACGGAUUUGGAACAGAAGAAAAUUGAUGAGAACAAUAAUCGCUUAAAUAAAACCAACUCCGUCGAAGCAACUACGGCAACAACCACAACAGCAGCACACAAAAUACAAAAGGAGAAAAUGUCAUUGUUCCACCGCAUUUGUAGCGGCAAUGGUUCAUCUCGUAAAUCAUCCGAUUCAAAUAUGUCCAAAGAAUCCGAACCAGCACAGCAAUGUAAUCGUAAUAAUACUGAAACCAAAGACGAUGCCAUCUGAGCAUUCCAAGGCUAAAAAAACAGCAAAAAUAGAGGUCCUCGAUACGAAUGACAUGUAUCCGGCCGAUGUGUUCAACAACUAUGAUGUUACACACACUUUUCGCUAUGCGCGUACAGAGUUUUCCGUCCAGUUCGUCUGCCUGAGUUGUCUGAAGGGAACGUGUGCAUUUUGUACGCGCAAUUAGAGUGAAAGAAAAUCACUUACCAAGUUCGAAUUUAUGCAUGAACCAAACUCAUGUUCAAGUGCAUGAACCAAACACACCGUCAACUUUAAAUGUUGCGAACAGCGAUUGGGAAUGUCGACUGAAUAGCAGACACCGCAUGAAAUCAACAUUUCUCUUCCAUGUACCUGAUGGAUUAAUCAAAAAUCAAAGUUUUAACAUUAAAAAAAACAGAUUUCUUCUCGAAGAAAACAAAUAAUCUGUCAAUUUUUUUCUGUAGUCAUCCAUUAAUGAUUCAUUUUAUUAUUAUGUUACGAUCAAUAGCGGGUAUCAUUUUACAGCUGUGACAAUUGAACCAUAGGUUUUAUUUUAGGAUAUUAUUUAUUAUUUGUAAAUUUUUCAUCAACCAAGAAAAUUCCUAUUGUGUAUAUCAAGAAAAACGAAAUUGAUGUGAAAACCGUAUUUUAUUUUAUUUAAAUUCUCAAAUCAAUUAAUUCCAAUUUGAACUUAUUCUAAAGUGUACUUAGCCAAUUGUUUAUUCUCAUUCGUUUGGUGUAUUUAGAGUCUAGAGACACGUUAAGAUUGUAUAUUAAAUGUUAAUUGUGAGAUCGAAUUAAUUUAUUUGAUGUUAUUCGUAGUUAGAUAGUUGUUUAGUUAGUUAGUGAAUUUAUGCAAGAUAUUAUAAUACCAAUUUGUAUUCUAAUGAUAAUUUGAAUGAAAAACAAAAAUUCCACGAAAAAAGAAACGUUUCAACUAGAUGUUGUCCAAUAAAAUUUUCAAAAAAAUUUAUGAAAAUCAAAA